AAAAUUUAACUGCAUUGCUGGAUUGAUUUUCCUUUCUCCCUUGGCAGUGAUCUGGGGGGGAUUUUCCUAAAGGAUUAGAAGUCCACAUUUGAGGCGUGGGUCUCGCUCGUAAAUGUGUGUGUAAAGGGGCGGAAAAGGAGACGCCGCUAGAUAGAUAUAUUUUUUGGCUCUUGCUAACGCAAGAGAUUUUAAAGAGAGAGAUUCACCUUCGCCGACGGGUAAUUUUGUCAACCCCCCCUUUUUUUUUUUUUGUUCCUUAUUUUGGCCACUUUGUUCUACAAAAAGGGAAACGGCAAGGAGAAGAAGCAAACUUGUAGGUGUCUGCAACCCAAGGAGCCGCCGAGAGCCCUGGAGGGGCUCUCCCCCUCCUGCUUCCUCCCCGGUGGUGGCUGGGACGUUUCUCCCAUGAUUUUUUGCAUCUAGACCCGGCUGCUCUGUGUUAAGCCAAUCAAAUCCGACCUCCCCUCCUUACAGUGAGGCGGGGAUUUUAUUCCCUCCCCCGCCUCCGCGCCUCCGUCCCUCCUCCGAGGCCCCUCCCCCCCAACCCUGCCCCUCGCCGUCAUGGACGACUCCGAGGUGGAGUCGACCGCCAGUAUCCUGGCCUCCGUGAAGGAGCAGGAGGCCCAGUUUGAGAAGCUGACCCGGGCGCUGGAGGAGGAACGGCGCCACGUCUCGGCGCAGCUGGAGCGCGUCCGGGUCUCGCCGCAGGACGCCCACCCAAUCCUGGCCAAUGGCACCCUCACCCGUCGGCACCAGAACGGACGGUUCGUGGGCGAUGCUGACCUGGAGAGGCAGAAAUUUUCAGAUCUGAAACUCAACGGACCACAGGAUCACAGUCACCUACUGUAUAGUACCAUUCCCAGGAUGCAGGAGCCAGGGCAGAUUGUGGAGACCUACACUGAGGAGGACCCCGAAGGAGCCAUGUCCGUCGUCUCAGUGGAGACCUCCGACGACGGUACCACCCGGCGAACCGAGACCACGGUCAAGAAAGUGGUGAAGACGGUCACGACGCGGACGGUCCAGCAGGUCCCGGUGGGGCCCGAUGGGCUCCCGGCGGACGGCUCCUCCGUCUCCAACAACUACAUCCAGACCCUGGGCCGAGACUUCCGCAAGAACGGCAACGGCGGGCCCGGCCCCUACGUGGGCCAGGCGGGCACCGCCACCCUCCCCCGGAACUUCCACUACCCCCCGGACGGCUACGGCCGCCACUACGAGGACGGCUACCCGGGCGGGGGCGACAACUACGGCAGUCUGUCCCGGGUGACGCGCAUCGAGGAGCGCUAUCGGCCCAGCAUGGAAGGCUAUCGGGCCCCCAGCCGGCAGGAUGUCUACGGGCCGCAGCCCCAGGUGCGGGUGGGCGGGAGCAGCAUGGAUCUGCACCGCUUCCACCCGGAGCCCUACGGGCUGGAGGAUGACCAGCGCAGCGUGGGCUACGACGAGCUGGACUACGGCCUGAUGCCCGAAUACGGCACGGCCCGCCGCACCGGGACCCCCUCCGACCCCCGCCGGCGGCUCAGGAGCUACGAAGACAUAAUCGGCGAGGAGGUGCCCUCCGACCAGUACUACUGGGCUCCCCUGGCCCAGCACGAGCGGGGCAGCCUGGCGAGCCUAGACAGCCUCCGCAAAGGGGGCCCACCGCCCCCCAACUGGCGGCAGCCGGAGCUGCCCGAGGUGAUCGCCAUGCUGGGCUUCCGCCUGGACGCGGUCAAGUCGAAUGCCGCGGCCUACCUGCAGCACCUGUGCUACCGCAACGAUAAGGUGAAGACGGACGUGCGGAAGCUGAAGGGCAUCCCCGUGUUGGUGGGGCUGCUGGACCAUCCCCAGAAGGAGGUGCACCACGGGGCCUGCGGAGCCUUGAAGAACAUCUCCUUCGGCCGGGACCAGGACAACAAGGUGGCCAUCAAGAACUGCGACGGCGUUCCCGCCCUCGUGCGCCUGCUGCGCAAGGCUCGGGACCUGGACCUCACCGAAGUCAUCACCGGCACGCUGUGGAAUCUCUCCUCCCACGACUCGAUCAAGAUGGAGAUCGUGGAUCACGCGCUGCACGCCCUGACGGACGAGGUGAUCAUCCCCCAUUCCGGCUGGGAGCGAGAACCCAACGAGGACUGCAAACCGCGCCACAUCGAAUGGGAGUCGGUGCUCACCAACACCGCCGGCUGCCUCAGGAACGUCAGCUCGGAGCGGAGCGAGGCUCGCCGCAAGCUCCGGGAGUGCGACGGGCUCGUCGACGCCCUCAUCUUCAUCGUCCAGGCGGAGAUAGGGCAGAAAGAUUCCGACAGCAAGUUGGUGGAGAACUGCGUCUGCCUGCUGCGGAACCUGUCCUACCAGGUCCAUCGGGAGAUCCCCCAGGCCGAGCGCUACCAGGAGGCCCCCACCACCGGCGCCAACCACGCCGGGCCCCACGCCGCCAGCUGCUUCGGGACAAAGAAGGGCAAAGACGAGUGGUUCUCCAGAGGGAAAAAACCCAUGGAAGAUCCAGCCUCGGACAUAGUGGAUUUUCCCAAAAGAACCAGUCCCGCACGAGGAUAUGAGCUGCUCUUCCAGCCAGAGGUGGUCCGGAUAUACAUCUCACUCCUCAAGGAGAGCAAGACCCCCGCCAUCUUGGAGGCCUCGGCCGGAGCCAUCCAGAACCUGUGUGCCGGCCGCUGGACGUACGGCCGGUACAUUCGGUCCGCCCUGCGCCAAGAGAAGGCCCUGUCCGCUAUCGCCGACCUCCUGACCAACGAACACGAGCGGGUGGUGAAAGCAGCCUCGGGGGCCCUGCGCAAUCUGGCCGUGGAUGUGCGGAACAAAGAGCUGAUUGGGAAGCACGCCAUCCCCAACUUGGUGAAGAACCUGCCGGGCGGGCAGCAGAACUCUUCCCGGAACUUCUCCGAGGACACCGUGGUCUCCGUCCUGAACACCAUCAACGAGGUCAUCGCCGACAACCUGGAGGCGGCCAAGAAGCUGCGGGAAACGCAGGGCAUCGAGAAGCUGGUGCUGAUCAACAAAGCGGGGAACUGCUCGGAGAAGGAGGUCCGGGCGGCGGCCCUCGUCCUGCAGACGAUCUGGGGUUACAAGGAGCUGCGGAAGCCUCUGGAAAAGGAGGGGUGGAAGAAAUCGGACUUCCAGGUGAAUCUGAACAAUGCCACUCGGAGCCAGAGCAGCCACUCGUAUGACGACAGCACCCUGCCCCUCAUCGACCGGAACCAAAAAGCAGAUAAGAAGCCCGACCGGGAGGAGAUCCAGAUGAGCAGCAUGGGUCCAAAUUCAAAGUCAUCAGAUAACUAUGCCACACUGAGCGAACGGGGGGACCACAACCGGACACUGGACCGAUCUGGGGACCUGGGGGACAUGGAGCCGAUGAAGGGAAACCCCUUAAUGCAGGAGGAAGGGGAGGAAUCUCUGCAGGAGUUGGAUGAGUUGUUUUUGGAUGAGGGUGACGAGUAGCAUUACUCCCACAUGCAGAAGAUUUAACACCACAGUUUCGGCCCCACCUGGGUUUCUGAUAUAUAGUAUAUAUAUAUGUGUGUAUAUAUAUAUAUUAUAUAUAUACUUUUUGUGGUGAGAUGGACUGAUCAUCCCCGUUUUCCCCCCGCCCCCCUCCUUUUUUUUUUUUUUCCCUUCGCUGGACUAUUGUGCCAACCACCGGGCUGCCCCCCGCCCUUCCAGUUUUGGGUGGGGACCCCUCCUCAUUCCUCACCUUUUCCUGUGAAACACCCCCCCUCACCCCCCAACUCCUGGAGAAACCUGACUCGGCCACUUAAAUAGGACGCCUCGCCGUCUCCGACCUCGAUACGCUUUUCAAGCUCGCCUCCCCGGUCGGCACUGCCCGGAGCUCCUGGCCCGAGCGGACACCGGGGGACCCUUCGCCGAAGCCUGCAGAAGAAACCGCCCGUUAGGGGCCACGGAUCUGGAACGCAGAUGACCCCGAGGAAGUGCUUUGGACAAGGGAAGAGGGGAGAAGAACGUUGGGCUUCUGAGACGGGGAAGAGUCAUGGUGGGGACAAUGGAUUCUUCUCAGUUUGG
Molecule: messenger RNA, 4008 nt
Organism: Ornithorhynchus anatinus (platypus)
Lineage: Eukaryota; Metazoa; Chordata; Mammalia; Monotremata; Ornithorhynchidae
Gene: CTNND1
Product: catenin delta 1
Exons: 21
Coding region: 562-3429 (955 amino acids)
Biological process (GO): cell-cell junction assembly; cell-cell adhesion
Cellular component (GO): nucleus; cytoplasm; adherens junction
Molecular function (GO): cadherin binding
Source: RefSeq, a predicted model, not a curated record